AUGAAGGAAGAAGAAGCCCUACAGAAGCAAAAAGAUAGAGAGUUUAGUAAGAGGGCUAAGUCUGCUGGUAAUUUCAGUCAUGGGGGAUCUCAAGGUGAUGGCAACCGUCAGUUUUUUAAGAAUAGGUCAUCAAGACCUACUCCCUCAACAGCUAGUGCUCCAUUUCAAAGGUCCAAGUUUAACCAGAAAGACCGGAACUUCGGAACGACAGGCUCACAUUCACAUGCCAGCGUGAUCAACCGAGGUUUUCAACACCCUACAUGCAACACUUGUGGUAAGAAACAUUCAGAAGUAUGUUGUUUGGGCAUGGAUAGUUGUUUUGGGUGUGGUCAGCCGGGUCAUUUUCUGCGGGAUUUUUCGUCCGCAAGACGGAAUACCGGAGGUAACAAUAAUGUAGCUCAGUCUACAAAUUCAGCAGCUCCCCGAAAUUUCCAAGCCCAGCAGGGGCACGGAGCAGCAAAGCCCGGUAAUACGGGCGGUGAUCAGAAUUGUCUGUAUGCACUGUCAAGUCGCCAGUAUACAGAGGCUCGUAGAGAUGUUGUCACAGUUCGAGUCAGGGAUGCAGAUGCCCACACUCCAGCUCUUCAUUCAGUACCAGUUGUCAGUGAAUUUCCAGAACAGUUGAACAAGGUCACCAUUAAAAAUAAGUACCCUCUUCCCAGAAUAGACGACCUAUUUGAUCAACUUCAGGGUACUCAGUGUUAUUCCAAGAUUGACCUCAGAUCAGGCUACCAUCAGUUAAAGGUUAAGGAAGUUGACAUUUCGAAGACCGCUUUCAGAACCCGUUAUGGUCAUUUUGAAUGUCUUGUCAUCUCGUUUGGGUUGACGAAUGCACCAGCAGCUUUCAUGGAUCUUAUGAACAGAGUAUUCAAGCCUUAUCUUGAUUUAUUCGUCAUUGUGUUUAUUGAUGACAUAUUGGUGUAUUCCCGUAGUGAGACAGAUCAUGUAGACCAUCUCAGAAUAGUGUUGCAGACUCUCAAGGAUCGUGAGCUUUAUGCAAAAUUCUCAAAGUGCGAGUUUUGGCUCAAGUCAGUGGCAUUUCUAGGCCAUGUAAUUUCAGGUGAAGGUGUUAAGGUGGACCUUCAGAAAAUUGAUGCUGUCAAGAACUGGCCCAGACCCACCUCAGCAUCAGACAUCAGAAGUUUCUUGGGUCUGGCAGGUUAUUAUAGGCGUUUUGUUGAGGGAUUUUCCUCUAUCUCAGCUCCGCUAACUAAGCUGACUCAGAAGAAAGUCAAAUUCCAAUGGUCAGAGGUAUGUGAGCAGAGUUUCGAAGAGUUGAAGAAGAGAUUGACUUCUGCUCCAGUUUUGACGCUGCCAGAGGGAACUGAAGGGUUCGUGAAUUAUUCGAAUGCUGUAGCUGAUGCUCUUAGUCGGCGUUCCAUGGGAAGUUUAGCCCACUUGGACGUAGGUAAGAGAGUUUUGAUAAAGGAAGGUAAUUGGGAUGAUCACUUGCAUCUUAUUGAGUUUUCCUAUAAUAAUAGUUAUCAUGCUAGCAUUGGGAUGGCACCGUUUGAAGCUCUCUAUGGGCGAAGGUAUAGAUCACCAAUUGGUUGGUUCGAAGUAGGUGAACCAGAGUUGUUAGGACCAGACUUGGUUUAUCAAGCUAUGGAGAAAGUCAAGUUAAUACAGGAACGUUUGAAAACUUUAAGGAUGACCUCACCUAUGUGGAGAUCCCCGUAG
Messenger RNA from Lycium barbarum (goji berry), 1680 nucleotides. RefSeq lists its product as uncharacterized. NCBI's taxonomy places the organism in Eukaryota, Viridiplantae, Streptophyta, Magnoliopsida, Solanales, Solanaceae. The transcript has 6 exons. The coding region runs from base 1 to 1680 and encodes 559 amino acids. The record is from RefSeq and is a predicted model, not a curated record.